UGAUAUUGAGUUUUGUGUAGUUAAGUCGGAAUAUUUCGUAUAAUUCUCGUCGACUGUCGUGUGACAUUUGUUCUUCAAACAUAAAUAUAAAUAUAAAUACAAAAUAUUCAAACAAACCAAAAAAUUAAAAUUAUAAUUAACAUAAAUAACUAAAUAUAAUUAAACCAAAAACAAAAAAAAUUCGCUUAAAUAUUUCUAAAAAAAUUAUAUAUAUAGAUAUAUAUAUAUGUAUAUUUAUCAAAUCAAUUUAAUCAAAUUCGCAAACCACCCAAAACAAAAACAAAACAUAAGUUUAUAAAAUUCGUUUUAAACAAAAAUCAACACAAACCAAAAUACUUAAAAGUUUAUUAUUGUUAUAAAAAUAAAACGUAACCAUAAUAAAAACGCGUGUGUGUUUAAAUACUGGAAAACACAGAUAAGAUAAAACAAAUUAUAUAUACAACAACAACAACACACCAGCCACAACAUAAAUUGCAAGUCGCAAAACAAAAGUAAAAAUUAUAUACAUUGAUAAAAAGCAAAUCAAUACAAAACAAAAAUAAAUAUAAAAGAAAUUCUGUAUCCAACUGAGAAGAGCAACUCAAGUGCAAACAACAAAAGAAAAACCCAAAACCAAAUCAAAAAGCCAAAAGUGUUGAAAAUAAAUUGAAAGCUGAAAAAACAAUUGCAUAAAAAGAAAGAAAAGAAAAACUUGAGGAAAAGCUAAAAUCAAAAAGCAAACAAAUAUAAUAAGCAAACGCAAAAAACAAGGCGAUAUCAGAAAUUGUUAUUUUCUCGCAAAGGCGCAACGUUCAAGAGCAAAUCGUUCCAUAUGGUUCAUAUUAUUGAAUUGGUCGGCCAGCCGAAGGUUGAGUUUGCUCAACAAGUUACUGUAAGUUGCCAUCAUCCAUUAAUACCACCAGCCAUCAAAUUAAUGAACCGUGCUUUACAGCUGAAGCCAGCUGAAAAUGAAAGUCGCAGCGAGCAUUUAGAUCGCAAGCUGUUCGUUGGCAUGCUCAGCAAACAACAAACUGAAGAUGAUGUUAGACAAAUUUUUCAUCCAUUUGGCACUAUAGAGGAGUGCACCAUAUUGCGGGGUCCGGACGGUGCCAGUAAAGGCUGCGCUUUCGUUAAAUUUGGUUCGCAACAGGAGGCUCAGUCAGCAAUAACCAAUUUACACGGAAGUCAAACUAUGCCGGGUGCAUCCUCCAGCCUGGUUGUCAAAUACGCCGACACGGAGAAAGAGCGACAAAUAAGACGCAUGCAGCAAAUGGCCGGUCAUAUGAACCUAUUGAAUCCUUUUGUCUUUAAUCAAUUUGGACCGUACGGUGCUUACGCGCAGCAACAACAGCAAGCGGCUCUGAUGGCCGCUGCGGCCACAGCUCCUGGCUCGGCAGCCGCAUACAUGAAUCCAAUGGCCGCAUUGGCAACGCAAAUACCUCAUGGCCUCAAUGGCACCGGCCAGCCACCGUCGCUGCCAUCGCCGACGAUGCCCAACUUCAACAUGGGCGCCAAUACGCCCAAUGGUCAGCCAGGUGGCGCAGCAGCCGCCGCUGCAGCUGCUUCAGUUGCGGAUGGUGUCUUCACGAAUGGCAUUCCACAAACGGCAUUCCCACAUCCGCUGCAUCUGACCAUACCACCACAAGGUUUGCCAAAUGGCGAUGCUGCUGCACUGCAACAUGCCUUCCCUGGUUUGCCACCAUUUCCAGGAGUUGCCUUUCCCGCCGUCUAUGGACAGUUUCCACAAGCUUUACCACCUCCCCUAGCGGCGGUUGCACCCACUCAGCGUGAAGAUUUUCUGAUGUUCCCAGGAUGUUCUAUAUCUGGCCCGGAGGGCUGCAAUCUAUUCAUCUAUCAUUUGCCACAAGAAUUUGGUGAUGCAGAAUUAAUGCAAAUGUUCCUGCCAUUUGGCAAUGUGAUCAGCUCUAAGGUCUUCAUCGAUCGUGCUACAAAUCAGAGCAAAUGUUUCGGUUUUGUUUCAUUUGAUAACCCCACCAGCGCUCAAGCCGCCAUUCAGGCCAUGAAUGGCUUCCAGAUUGGCAUGAAAAGACUGAAAGUUCAAUUGAAGCGGCCAAAGGAUGCCAAUCGACCUUAUUAACAAUCGGAGUUCCUCAAGCGUAACUUACUUCAACAACAACAAGAACAACAACAACAGCAACAAGAACAACAACAACUACAACAUCAGCAACAAUAUAAUGCGACAACAACUACAGCGGCAACAGUAGGAGCAGCAAGAGACGCCACAGCAACAACUACAACAAAUAAUUUUAGCAACAGUUUUAGGCCACAAUUAACAAAUGAUCGCAAUGCAAAUCCCAAUACAAUGCCCUAUACUUUUGCCAGUUGGCGAAGCGGUACCUAUUGUUAUCGCUACAGCGCCAACAACACCAGCAACAGCAACUGUAACAGCAACUGUAACAGCAACAACAAUAAUAGCAACAGCAUCAAUAGCAACACUAACAUCAACAGCAACCACCACAACAUCGACAGCCACAACAGCAACCAUAUGAACAACAGCAACCACAGUGGCAGUGACAACAACAAUUCGAAUCGCUUUUCCAAAGUUGAGCUGGUCGAAAAGCUGUUCUUGUGGCAACAACAAAAGCGAAAAGCUUAGCAACAACAUUGUCAAACAACGCCACGAAUCAACUUUUCUAAAGGAUGUACUUCAGCGCAGUUAAAAUGAAACUAAACCCCAGCAUUAAAAAAAAUACACACAUAUUCAUACAUAUGGAUGCAAAAAAAAACACUAAAAAAUGGUAAACAGAAAAUGUAUAAUACAAAAAAAAAAAACCAAAAAAAAAAAAAAAUGAAAUACUUUAGAGCUGAAAUUUAAAUAGAUUUAUAUAUAUAUAUACAAAACAGCAGAACAUACAUGCAACUAUAUAUAGUAUAUAUAUAUACAGGCAGCUGAGAACAGUACUUAAAUAUUAGAAAUGAGAUGAACAAAAAAAUAAAAAAUGUUGAAAAACAAAAACCAAAAAAAAAUUUUUGCCAAAUAACGAUUAUAUAUGUAUAUUAAUAUAUAUAUUUAUAGAGCAAGCAACAAACAUUGAUAUUGAUAGUUUUGUUAACAACAAAAAAGAGCAAACAACAACAUAUGCACACACACAUACAAAUAUACAUCCAUACACACACUCACACACCUACACAAUCACAAACUUGAGACAAAAACUGACUGGUAAGAGACCAAAAUUAUCUGGGUUUUCAAUAAAAACAAAAAAGUGGAAUAAUAAAUUAAAAUUACUUAAAAAAAGGCAGUAACCAUUUUUUAUACGAUAUAUAAAAAUUGGUCACGGGAAUUUAUUAAAAUUAAAAACGAAAAAAGAAUAAUUAAAUGAAUAGUGAAAAUAGAGAAGAAAAAAAUCACACGCUGCUAGGAAAAAUAAAAAUUAAAAUUAAAAAAAAAUGAAAUACACGACACAAGGGAGAAUGACGGAAAAUUAGAAGAAAAACUAUCAAAACUGAAUCUGUUAAUUGGAUGAAAUGACAAACAAAAAAAACUAUGCAUAUGAGUUGGUGGUUAAAAAGGAGUUAAUGAUAGAGAGUAGAUCGAUGAUAAUGACGAUGACAAAGAUGAUGAUGAUAUGUAGCUCUGCAACUUUUUAGCAUUUAGAACUAAGCAAAAUGGCAAAGGAUUAUAUAUAUACAUACAUAAACAUAUAUAUAUAUAUGUACAUUAUAUACAUAUAUAUAUAUAAAUAAAUAUAUAAAAUAUAAAAAUUAACACAAAAAUUCGAAUUUAAUUAAUUUUAAGGAGAUUAAUGAAAAAUAAAUUUAGCACUAGGUGAAAGCAGCAAGCAAAUUAAUAUGCGAUAUGCUUUGAGAAGUAUCCUUAAGUCAAAAUUAAAGAACCACACAAGGUUUUUGCGUAGCCUGCAACAAACAAGCGAAAAUAUCAUUUUUUACAAUAUGUAAAAGAAAGAAAAGAAAUAUAUAAUUAUUUAAAUAUAAUAAUGAAUUUGUUAGAACUAAAUAUUGAACAAAUACAAAACAAACUAAAAAUCGAAGAAAAAAAAUGAUAAGAAACGAGCAAAAUGAAUGCUGUUAUUUUGAUUUGCCCCUAGACAACUAAUUUUCAAUUUCCGAAAUGAAUGAAAAAAGAAAUUCAGUUUGGCAAAAGCACGGUUUUGAUUUUUGUUUUAAAACUAACGAACAAACAAACAAAAAAAAUCGUAAACGAUUUUAUAGCAUUAAAAAUAAUUAAAGUAAAAAAAAUCAAACAAACUUUACACUUAAACUUAGCUGCUUGCAACAAAAACAAAUACAGGUACUUACAAAUAUACAUACAUAUACAUAUAUAUAUAUAUAUAUAUAUAUAGUAUAUAUAUCUAUAUAUAAUUAUAAAACUGAAAACAAAAAGAUAUAUGAUAUAUAUAUGUAUAUUAUAUAUGUACAUAUAUGAGCAAAGGUAUAAGCUACAAAUGGAAAUUUUGCUAAGAAAGUAUGUAUACAUAUAUCUAUAUAUAGUAUAUAUAUACAUAUGACAGACAAUUGAACAUUUUGGCCACUUGAUUUCACAAGCUCCUCCAAUACAAAACACCCCGAUAAGAAAGCCACAAACUUUCUAUCCAAAUAAUGAUAAAGUUGACCAUAGCGCGCCCUCGCCCAAACAAAGCAAACAACAAACAACAGUAACAAGAACAACAAAAUUUACACAUAUUAUUAUUAAAAAAAAAAAAAAGAAAUUAACAAAUAACAUGCAUAUGGCAUAAAUUAUUAUUAUUAUUGAUGAUAUAUAUAUACAUAUAUAAACUAAAUUUAGCAUUUUUUAUAUAAAGGCAAAAACAAUUUUUAGCAAAACUAGAAAAUUCAACACUGACAUUUUAUAUGAAUAUUUAAACAUUUUUUGCCUUUUAUUUAACACUCACACACAUACACUCAUACUUAAUCACACACCCACAUAGCAAGCAAAUCUAACUUAAAAUGUCACAUAUUAAAAGAAAAUAAAAAAACAGAAAGCAAAAAAUUAAAACCGUAAUCCAACAAUUUUAGACAACUGAAAUCUGUUGAUUCAAAUCAUUAAACAAUUUGACUUUGUCUUUAAAAAUAAAGGAAAUGGAGGAAUUAAAAAAAAAUAUAUAUAUAUAUAUCUAUAUAUAUCUGUACAAAAUGAAGUGGAAGAUUGUCAAAUCUACAGCUAAAUAUGCCAAAAAUGAACAUAAGAGAAGAUGAAGAAAGAUAAAAAAUUAAAAUGUAACAAUUAUUUAGAAUUUGUAUAGAGAAAAAAACGAGAAGAGAACUACGUUUAGAGCCUAGUUUGUGGGUUCAGAAACAGAACUUGCGACACAUAUUUGAUACUAAUGAUAAAAACAAUUAAUUAUUAAAUAAUAAAUAUAUAUGAGUAUAUAUAUAUAUAUAUUAAAUAUAAAAUAUAUAAGAAUAUUUAAGCAUUAAACAAAUUGUUAUCAAAGUUAAAGUUAGUUUUGUUACCAGUGCAAUAUAUACUUUUGUGCAAAUACUUAACUUAUUUAUGAGUUCCCCCCCAAACACACUACUUAACAAUAGUUUCAAAUCAUAUGUCACUUUCCUUGAAUUAAAUGAAUGAAAAUCCCAAUCAAAAAUGAACAUUACCAGUUAGCCAGUACGUUAUGGGACAGUAUUAAAUACCUUACAGUUUUUUGGCCAAAUAUAAAUCCGAUUAGAUUGAGAUAUGUGUUUACUUAUGACGACGCUAUGUGGCCUAGCUUCUAGCUAACGUACUCUCGAAUAUAAGUAAAAACCUAAAAAAAAAACUACAAAAAAUUCUUCAGUUUCAAUUCACUUCAAUUCAUUUUGUUUUAUCAAAUGUUAAGCGUAAUAUCUUGUAAAUAUUAUAAACGAAUCCCCCAAUACAAAAUGCAAGGAAUAAAGAAACACAGAAACAAACCAAAAUGCAUUAUAUACACACAAAAAUUACUAACAUAUAACUAUAUACAUACAUAAAUACAUAUACAUACGAGUACAUUUACAUACAUACAUAUAUAAAAAUAUAUAUGCAAAAUUAUCAAUUGAUUUUAGCGAUUAUUCCGUAGUUAAAAAACCAAAAAGCAAGUUAAAUAACUACAAAGCCCCAAUUUUGACAGCUUCUAAAAAUGCUAAUCUAGAUUUUUACUAGAGCAAUACACGAAAUACACCCACACCCACACCCACCCCCAAAAUCCACACGUAAAACAUACACCCAUACACAUAUACUCUCACUAUAUGUAUUUACGAUCUUGUAUGAAUCGAUCUAGUCAAAUUCAAGUUAAUUAUUGCAUAAAACAAACUUUAAACAAAGUCAAACUAUUGAGAUAAUAAUAAAUUAUUAUUAUUAUUAUAAUUAUUAUUAUUAAUUAUGAUUUUUUGUAUUGAAAAUACGAACAAGUAUUUAAACUAAAUAUAUGAAAACAAAUUAUUAUUAUUAUCAUUAUUAUUCUAUGCUAUUAUACAAAACGUUUUAGACUAUAUAUACACAACAUUUAAAUAAAAUACAAAACAAAACAAAAAACUAAAAUUAAAAACUUAGUGCAAAAAACUGAUUUUGGCAAAAUUAUGCAAAUUAUAUAUCCAAACAAAAAAAAAAAAAAACAAAACAAAACAAAAAUUAAAACAAAUACAAAAAAUAUACAGAAACUUAAAUUAUCAAUACAUAUUAUUAUUUCUAAUGCGUAACAAUAAUAAACUAAACCGAUGAUGAAAUAAAAGCGAUCAACAAAUUGACAAAUACAAAAUACCAACAAAAACCAAAACUUGUUUUAUUUUCCUUAAUUAUUUUUCAAGUGUGAAGAUGUGGCUUAUGAAUUGGCAGAGCUUUGAAUAACCAAACGGACCUACAGACCUAACUACGGACUGAGAAUUUGGCACAUUAUACCCAUAUCAUUUUCAUGUCCAAAUUUAUUAUAAUUUCUCUCAUUGAUUGAUUGAAAACAUAAAACACAUACAAAAGGGCUGUGACUUGAACGUUAAAAAUAAAAAAAACAACUGUGUAACUAAAAUCAAAUAAAAUUAUUUUUCUUUGCUUUUAAUAUUUCUUAAAUUAUGUUCCGUAAAUCAACAAAGAAAAACAAAAACUAAAUUAAAUAUAAAUUUAAACAUUUUGUUUUCGAAUGCGGUGAUAACUAGCAACCAAGAAGCCAAAUCAAAAUUAAUGCAUACAAGAUACAUAACAUAAUAAAUAAAUAAUCAAUAAAAAAAUAAAAUUAUGAAAUAAUUAAUGCUAACAUUGAGCGGUUAUUUUAAAUUCGAAAUGAAAUGUGAUGCAAAACGUUAAACAAACAAAAAAGAAAAAAAAACAUAUGUCGAAUUGAAAUUAUUAAAAAUAAAUAAAACAAAAUAAAAUAAAGAAAAAACGACAAUUGUACCUUGAGCAUAAAGCGUUAAAAUUGGAACUAAUGAAAGGCACAACCUAUAUAAAAGAUUCGCCAGGUUUCGCCCCAAUUCGAUGAAAUGUUGGCAAAUGGCAACUCCACGAAGAUUUCAAAUUGGCACUUGCAUUUGCAAAUUUUGCCAAAAUACAGUUUACUGCUCAAAUGAUUUUCAUUUUUAUAAAACAAUUAAAAGAUCUUCAGCGCGUUCUCACACAUAAAUAAACAACAAAUACAAAGCACAUCAUAUCAGAAAAUGAAAAAACAUACAACGCGUAUAUCGUAGAAAUUAAACGAACAAUUUUUUUCAGAUGAAAGAAUUCACAUUCUAGUGAUCUAUUGGACGCCCCUCCAAAAAAAAAAAAAAAUGUUAGUCGUAGAGUCGAUUACUCGAAUAUAUGAAAUGAAAAAUGGGAGUUAGAAAUGCACUACUUCUUUCUAAAAAAAAAAACAGACAAAACACAAUAUAAAAAGAAAAGAAAAUUCUUUCAUAUCGCAUAAUUAGCUUUGAUUUGCAUAGAUUAGUUUAAUUUGCAGUCUAAAACUUAACUGAAAGAUAUGAAAUAAAUCUUAAGAUUAAGCAUUGUAUAUUUACUAAAAGAAAAUGAAGUCUCUUAUCGAUGAUCGUUCCUUAAACUUAAAUCAUAAGAUUUACAUGAAUAUACUUACUUAUAGUGGCUCCGCUAUGAUACAUACAUUUAGUCCUAUAUAUAAAGUAUUUUUAUUAUGAGGGCAUUCUUAUAGAAUGUCUAUAUAUAAUUUAUAGAUGAUAACUACAAAAUCAACUAACUAACUUAUUAAUUAAUUAAUUACUCUAUGCUAGUUAUCGACAAGGCUAGACAAAGUAGUGAAUGAAGCUUACGAAACACUAAACACAAAAACAACCAAGAACAACAACAAGAACAACAACCAAAAAAAAACACAUGAGUCCAAGUUUAGAACUUAAUAAUCAAAAAUAUAUUUAGAUACACUUUUCUGCAGGUAUUUAACUCAACAAAAACAAAAUGAACGUUAUACUUAAACAAAAUUACAGUACGAUAAUUGAUAAACGAUAAACGGUAACGAUUAACGAUAGAUCUAGAGCAAGGCACAUUAAAUGACCCCACCAUAACCAUGGACUACUAAAUUUCAUACACUAGUUUUUUAUACACAACAAACCAACAACCAACUAUCAACAAACAAACAACCA
Molecule: messenger RNA, 8493 nt
Organism: Drosophila albomicans
Lineage: Eukaryota; Metazoa; Arthropoda; Insecta; Diptera; Drosophilidae
Gene: bru3
Product: CUGBP Elav-like family member 4
Exons: 13
Coding region: 812-2077 (421 amino acids)
Biological process (GO): mRNA splice site recognition; regulation of alternative mRNA splicing, via spliceosome
Cellular component (GO): nucleus; ribonucleoprotein complex; cytoplasm
Molecular function (GO): mRNA binding
Source: RefSeq, a predicted model, not a curated record